AUGAGCCACCUCUUCGGUCCCCCGCUGGCCGCCCUGGCGGCCUCGCCGCUGCUCUACGUGUACAGCCCCGAGAGGCCCGGGCUGCCCCUGGCCUUCGCCCCCACCGCCACGCUGGCCGGCCCGGGGCGCGCGGAGCCCCCGCAGAAGCCUCCCUACAGCUACAUCGCGCUCAUCGCCAUGGCCAUCCAGGACGCUCCCGAGCAGAGGGUCACCCUGAACGGCAUCUACCAGUUCAUCAUGGACCGCUUCCCCUUCUACCACGACAACCGCCAGGGCUGGCAGAACAGCAUCCGCCACAACCUGUCGCUCAACGAGUGCUUCGUCAAGGUGCCGCGCGAGAAGGGGCGGCCGGGCAAGGGCAGCUACUGGACGCUGGAUCCUCGCUGCUUGGACAUGUUCGAGAACGGCAAUUACCGGCGUCGGAAGAGGAAGCCCAAGGCCGCCGCGGGAUCCCCGGAGGCCAAGCGCACCCAGGUCGAGCCGCCGGAGUCAGUGAUGGGCUGCGACACAGCGUGCCCCGGCCUGGCCACUGCCCGCCCGCCGCGCGCGCCGGAUCGCGCUCAGUCCCCGGCGGAAGGCACCGCGCGGCCCGCGCUCCUUCCCCGGUCCGGCCCUGAGCCCCGGGACCCCGACUCGGACCACACAGUCCAGGGCGCAGGGGCAGCGGCCAGCGGCCAGCGCGAGCGCGCGGUACCCCGCCCGGGCUCCCCUCUGCGCCCCGCCCCCAGCGGCUCCCCCAAGGGGUCCAAGUCCAAGAGCUUCAGCAUCGAGAGCAUCUUGGCUGGGAGGCCAAAGCCGGUCUCAGAGGACGAGGCCCCGGGGCGCCCCAAGCCCGUGCCCGGUGCGCUGGCCGCCUCGCUGCUGGCCUCCUCCUCCGGCCUGCCGCCUCCCUUCAACGCUUCGCUGGUGUUCGACCCUCACGUCCAGGGCGGCUUUUCCCAGCUGGGAAUCCCCUUCCUUUCCUAUUUCCCUCUGCAGGUCCCCGAGGCUGCGGUGCUCCGCUUCCAGUAAGGCGGAUCAGCCGCCUCUAAGCCCCGCGCGGUAACCCCACCUCCAGCGAGC
This is a messenger RNA of Psammomys obesus (fat sand rat), 1062 nucleotides long. It is a transcript of the gene Foxl1, whose product is annotated as forkhead box L1. The record is from RefSeq and is a predicted model, not a curated record. Gene Ontology annotation, biological process: regulation of transcription by RNA polymerase II; anatomical structure morphogenesis; cell differentiation. Gene Ontology annotation, molecular function: RNA polymerase II cis-regulatory region sequence-specific DNA binding; DNA-binding transcription factor activity, RNA polymerase II-specific. The transcript has a single exon. NCBI's taxonomy places the organism in Eukaryota, Metazoa, Chordata, Mammalia, Rodentia, Muridae. The coding region runs from base 1 to 1011 and encodes 336 amino acids.